Messenger RNA from Trichomycterus rosablanca, 1008 nucleotides. RefSeq names its product ubiquitin-conjugating enzyme E2D 1b (gene ube2d1b). The coding region runs from base 137 to 580 and encodes 147 amino acids. The transcript is spliced from 7 exons. Gene Ontology annotation, molecular function: ubiquitin conjugating enzyme activity. Gene Ontology annotation, biological process: protein K48-linked ubiquitination. The record is from RefSeq and is a predicted model, not a curated record. Gene Ontology annotation, cellular component: nucleus. NCBI's taxonomy places the organism in Eukaryota, Metazoa, Chordata, Actinopteri, Siluriformes, Trichomycteridae.
UGAUCAGCUACACCAGCUUGUCUCAGGGAAACAGAAAGUAUUGUUAGCUCUUCCAUAGCAAUAAUAUUCGGACACAUAUCAGCAGUGGCUCGCAGAGCUUGUUUAUAGGUGGCACUUAUAGACACAGACAGGAGGCAUGGCAUUAAAGAGAAUACAGAAGGAGCUUCAAGAUUUGCAAAGGGACCCACCGGCACAGUGCUCGGCCGGACCCGUCGGCGACGACUUGUUUCACUGGCAGGCGACAAUAAUGGGACCUACCGACAGUCCGUAUCAGGGAGGCGUUUUCUUCCUGACCAUCCACUUCCCCACAGACUAUCCCUUCAAACCACCAAAGGUCGCGUUCACCACAAAAAUCUAUCACCCCAACAUCAACAGUAACGGAAGCAUCUGCCUGGACAUCUUAAGGUCGCAGUGGUCCCCCGCCCUAACGGUAUCGAAAGUUCUGUUAUCCAUAUGUUCCCUGCUGUGUGACCCCAACCCUGACGACCCCCUGGUCCCGGACAUAGCACACAUCUACAAAUCAGACAAAGAAAAAUACAACAGAUUAGCACGAGAAUGGACCCAAAAGUACGCAAUGUGAAGACGACAAUUUACGGACAAUUUUUUUUUUAAGUCACAGAUCACUGUAAAUUCUAGUAUCUAAGAAGAAGUAUUUAGGUUAUAUUAUUAAACACAUUGUACUGUUAACAUUUACCAUCUGCGACCACCAGUAAUAAUAGCUGAACUAGUAUUUCGGAGGGUGGGCGUACCCUGCGCAGUGCGUCCAGUUGCCCCUUUUCAGACGGUGUCGGGCACUUUUUCUCCUUCUAUGAAUCCUAUUUAACAUUGGCAUCGCCUUAUACAGAUGCAGUGACCCCAGAGGAGGGAAAUUAAGGAACUGAAAACGGUUUUAUUAUGUCGAUCAUUCGGUUGAUUCCAUUUGCUUUGAAUAUUUUAUUGUAUAGUUCAAAGUAACUAUACUUGAUCUACUUUCUCUUCUUUUUUUCAUUAAAAUUGUUUAAAAAUCAA